Thalassophryne amazonica is the source of this 1314-nucleotide messenger RNA. Its product is annotated as testicular acid phosphatase homolog. Lineage: Eukaryota; Metazoa; Chordata; Actinopteri; Batrachoidiformes; Batrachoididae. The coding region runs from base 1 to 1314 and encodes 437 amino acids. The record is from RefSeq and is a predicted model, not a curated record. Gene Ontology annotation, biological process: peptidyl-tyrosine dephosphorylation involved in inactivation of protein kinase activity; lysosome organization; regulation of neuronal synaptic plasticity. The transcript is spliced from 12 exons. Gene Ontology annotation, cellular component: postsynaptic membrane; lysosome. Gene Ontology annotation, molecular function: protein tyrosine phosphatase activity; receptor tyrosine kinase binding; acid phosphatase activity.
AUGGUGCUAGAUGUCGACGUGGGUUCUGAAGAGCUGAUCGCUGUCACGGAGAAUAAAAGAAGCCACAUGGCUGAGAGGCUCGUGGGACGUUAUGCGGACGACAUCAGUGACGAUAGCGACAUACGAUGCGACCCGCUUAGCUGCCGGGCUAAUGCGGACGCAACAUGUCGCUUCCACACCCCUCCCCCCACCCAACCCUCCAACCCCUUCCUCCUCCUCCUCGUCCUCCUCUACCCUCUGCCUGCGUCCUCUCUUUCCUGUUCUCGCUGCGGUGUUGCUAUAGCGACAGAGAAAUGUGGGAAUACCUCCGUCCUUCAGAGCUCAGGGAGACAGACGGAGAUUGAGAUGGUUGAGGGAAGGAGACAAGGGAAGGAAGCGUGGAAAAUAAUCAAAAGACAGAAGGGGAUGCUGAAGUUUGUCGUAGCCGUGUUUCGACAUGGCGAUCGUUCGCCUAUUGAGUCGUAUCCCAGAGAUCCUCAUGGAGAAGACGUGUGGGCUCAGGGCUUUGGACAACUGACUGAGCUGGGCAUGAAGCAGCAGUUUGACCUCGGCCAGUUUCUCAGGAGGCGCUACGGAAACUUCCUCAAUGAUGACUAUGACAACAAAGAGAUAUAUGUGCGGAGCACAGACUACGACCGCACUCUGAUGAGCGCCCAGGCCUGCCUCGCUGGGAUGUUUCUGCCAUCCAGACGACCACCUCCAAUUGCGCCCCAGUUACUGUGGCGGCCUAUUCCCGUGCACACCAUCCCCAGGUCUCAGGACAAGCUGUUGAAGUCUCCUGGGAAAGAUUGCCCAAGAUUGAAAGCACUGAUGACCGAGACCUUUGAGAGUGCACCCUACCAGACUUACCUCAAGGCUCACAAGAGGAUCCAUAACUUGACUCUCCCGCACUGGGCUACCCAACGCGUUCUGGACACUCUGAAGAAAAUUGCAUCCUUCGAGGUUACGUACAGCAUCCUGAGUCACAAGCGGAAGGAGAAGGCCAGACUCUCGGGAGGGGUGCUACUGAAUGCCAUCGUGAAGAAUUUCUCCAAGGCUGUGGAGCAAGGCAGCACACUCAAGUUCAUCAUGUACUCGGCUCACGACUCCACUCUGAUCACCCUGCAGGCAGCUCUGGAUGUCUACAACGGCUUUCUUCCUCCUUACGCUGCCUGCCAACUCUUUGAGUUCUACCAAGAGUAUGACGGAUCCUAUUCACUGGAAAUGUACUAUCGGAACGACUCCUGGCGUGACCCGUUCCCCAACCCGGUGCCGGGAUGCAAAGGGCUGAACCCAUGCCCUUUGUCCGUGUUCACUGAGCUGCUGCGGGAUUGA